CUGGCGCCCGGGGAUGACGCAGUGCUCCCUGAUUGGCUCUGCAGCGGAGGCGGUGGUUUAGGGGGCCGAGAAUUCUGCUAGCCGGACACGUGGUAGCGAAAUACGAGGAGUUUGAGGGGUCUCAAGGCCAAAACAAGGUGGGAGGUGUGCAGGUCCAGAUUCUCCCAAAUCGUGUAAGCUUCACUGCAUCUCAGAGAGAAAAGGGCCUCCUUUCCACCGGCCUCUGCUCAAGAAUCAGACUCUCAGCCGGAAGUGUUUUCUGGACUGCACAGGUAGAGGAAUCUCUUAGGAUGAAGCUGAGUCUUACCAAGGUAGUUGAUGGCUGUCGCCUAGGAAAAAUAAAAAACCUGGGCAAAACAGGGGACCACACCAUGGACAUUCCAGCCUGCCUUCUAUACACCAAGACCGGCUCUGCCCCACACCUGACCCAUCAGACACUGCAUACUAUCCACAGGCUUCCUGCCAUGGCUCAGCUUACGCUGUCCUCGUUGGCAGAACACCAUGAAAUCUUGGCGGACUAUAAGGAAGGAAUUGGAAAGUUUAUAGGCAUGCCAGAAUCACUCUUGUACUGUUCCCUGCAUGAUCCAGUGAGCCCCUGCCCAGCCGGUUAUGUAACAAACAAGUCUGUGUCCGUGUGGGGUCUUGGGGGACGAGUGGAAAUGACUGCUUCCAAGUUCAUGGCAAUUCAGCAGACCCUUCAGCCAGACUGGUUCCAGUGUCUGUCAGAUGGAGAGGCAUCUUGCGAGGAAGCAACUUCCAUAAAAAGAGCCAGGAAGUCUGUUGAUCGAUCGCUUCUAUUCCUGGAUAAUUGUCUACGGCUACAGGAAGAGUCAGAGGUCCUUCAGAAAAGUACCAUCAUUGGAGUGAUUGAAGGUGGAGACGUGAUGGAGGAGAGGCUGAGGUCAGCACGGGAGACCGCCAAGCGGCCCGUAGGUGGCUUCCUUCUGGAUGGCUUUCAAGGGAAUCCAGCAACCCUGGAAACUAGACUGUACUUGUUGUCAUCAGUCACCGCAGAGCUGCCGGAAGACAAACCAAGGCUAAUCUGUGGAGUCAGCCGGCCAGAUGAGGUCCUCGAGUGUAUUGAAAGGGGAGUGGACUUAUUUGAGAGUUUUUUCCCUUAUCAAGUGACAGAGCGGGGAUGUGCCCUGACUUUCAGCUUUGAUUACCAGCCGAACCCUGAAGAGACACUAUUACAACAAAAUGGGAUACAGGAAGAAAUAAAAUAUGUGGAUCAAACAAAGAAAAUUAAAACAACCAGUUGCAACCAAGAAAUGACAUCAUUUGAAAUUAAUCUGAAGGAAAAAAAGUACCAGGAGGACUUUGAUCCACUUGUGAGAGGGUGUUCCUGUUACUGCUGUAAGAAUCAUACUCGUGCGUACAUCCACCAUCUGCUGGUGACCAACGAGCUGUUGGCUGGGGUCCUGCUUAUGAUGCACAACUUUGAACACUAUUUUGGAUUUUUCCACUCCAUCCGGGAAGCACUAAAAAGCGACAGACUGUCACAGUUGAAAGAGCUCAUCCGCAGGCAAGCAUCUUGAGACCUGGCAUACGCAAGUCUGACUCUUUACACUGAGCCUGUCCCGCUGUUGGAAUGUGGGAAGAAGAGAACAAGAAAUGAUCUUAGCUUUAAUCAUUUAUAUUUGAGAAUAGGAUCUGCUUAUAAAUAAGGAACGUUUGAACAAACUCUGCUGACUUGAGGGUAAAGAGAUUUCUUCCAAAGACUUAAGUGACCCCAGCUGAUCAGAAAGAAUUGAACCAUGACCUCUAAUAUUUCAGUGCUAACUUUCAGUCAAUGGAGAUUCGUUUAGUCAAAGACAAAAGCUUUAGUUGUGAAGGGGCAGCCCUGAAGCAGGGUUGAUGAGAUUGUGUGGGUUCAGAGAGUUGGAUCAGAGCUUGAAAAGGGAUGAUUGGUCACGAGCAGCAUGACUUCUGUAGACACAUGACUGCUGACUGUAAAAGCAAUCUGGCUAAUUUUAAGAGUUUCCUAGUUUUAAUCCUUAUAUUCUCAGGAGCCUCUUAGACACUUGUGCCUUCCAAGCUGCCUCACUGCUGCAGUCAGUCAGAAAAGGUUCUGGUGACUUAAGUAGGCUCGCAUCUUCAUGGAAUGUGGGGCUCACACAUUGCUCCUAGGAUCAGUUGGCCCAGGGCACCUUCGUUUGACCACAUGAUCUAUGUGUGACUUGUCUCCUGAGAGCCCAUGCAAUUGCCGGUUACGAGGUGAAAGUUUGCCUAGAUGCUUUCAUUUGGUCAUACAGAUCCACUUUGGUCUGCCCUUCAGGCCAUUAAUAGUCUGACCACAUAAGAACUGUAGCCCCAGCAGUUGGGGAGAUUCAUUCACCAUGUGUUCACUUGGACAGAGCCCUGGCCUGGCAAAUGGAAGCUUGGGUUUCAGUUCUACUCAGCUGUGACACCAGGCAAAUCACUUAACCCCUCCAUGCCUAUUUCCUCCUGAACAAACAUGGUCAGGCAUGGGGGGUAGGACUACAUGAACUUCCAAGAUUCUAUCUAGCUGUAAUGUUGGGGGAACAAAAAGUUGUCAAUGACAGUCAUAACCUUCUUGUGUCCUUGUUUACUGAUCACUGUUGGCCUAGUGAAAAGUGCAGUGGUACCAGGAAUCAGGCAACAGUCGAGAUGUUUGAGAGCCUAGAAAGAGGUUUGGCCUGUGACUUCUGAAGUGGUUGGUGAGUUGGCAUCAGCAGAUCCUGAGACUGGGAAGACCUUCCUGGAUCAUCUCUGAUUCUAUGAGUUUUUUCUGCUCUCACCAAAGGAGUGACAUUCGUGCUGAUGUGACAGGUGAUUUUUAUUUUCCUUGGGCUUUUCUAUAUUUGUCAUGUUUUCUGUAAGAGUACAUUCACACAUAGUUUUUGUAAAAACAACCAACAGAACCAAAAAAAUGCCUUUGUUUUUGUAGGAGCAUGGAAUAUAUUUGUUUUACAUUCUUAGGCUAUAUUUUGCUAUUUUUUUCAUUUCAGUGGGCAUUACUGACAUUGUUUUUAAUUAUGUGGUUACUCUAUUUUUAUGUGUUAGGUAUCUAUAUGUUUUUCUUUUAUUAAUGAUUUAGGAAUGUCCAUGACAUUCCUAUAGUCUCUCCAUGAAUGGCAAGGGUAGUUAGGAAAGAGUUCUGCUCUCAAGGAUCUGCUUGCUUUGAAAUAUAUUGGACUAGACUCGUUCAUAUGUUUAUAUUCCUGUUCAAGGCCAUAUCCAUUGUUGGAAGAGUAUUAAUAUCCCAGAGUCCAUAUAAAAUUUAUGAGUUUUAUUUAUGUUCAAAACACUGUGUUCUGCUCAAGCAUUGUUCAUUUUUCUGGGUCUUUUUCUUAUUAGCACAUUUGGAAAAAAUGUUUUUUUCCUUUAAUGUAAGUCAAUUAAAGUCAAUAGCCAAUAAACAUUUUUAAUUA
Mirounga angustirostris (Northern elephant seal) is the source of this 3395-nucleotide messenger RNA. It is a transcript of the gene QTRT2, whose product is annotated as queuine tRNA-ribosyltransferase accessory subunit 2. Gene Ontology annotation, molecular function: tRNA-guanosine(34) queuine transglycosylase activity. Bases 291 to 1538 code for a protein of 415 amino acids. The transcript has 10 exons. Lineage: Eukaryota; Metazoa; Chordata; Mammalia; Carnivora; Phocidae. The record is from RefSeq and is a predicted model, not a curated record.